Molecule: messenger RNA, 1312 nt
Organism: Strongylocentrotus purpuratus (purple sea urchin)
Lineage: Eukaryota; Metazoa; Echinodermata; Echinoidea; Camarodonta; Strongylocentrotidae
Product: histone-lysine N-methyltransferase PR-Set7-like
Exons: 4
Coding region: 473-1276 (267 amino acids)
Molecular function (GO): protein binding
Source: RefSeq, a predicted model, not a curated record
CAGUUUAAAUAAGUGUUUUUUGUGAGUAUGGGGUUCCGUUGCGGAUGAAAUGAUCAAAUUAGCCGGCAAAAAUUGAAUUCUGUAGGAUUUCGGCGUAAAAGACCGGAAGUAGGUAGCACAACCUGAAGCUGGACCCGCUGAGCCAACAGCGCACGUCAACCAAUCAGAAACAAGCAUUUAAUUCAUUUAAUUUAACGCCCUCUAGCGGCCAAAUAGUUAUUGUCAAUCCCCCAAUUUCAUCAUUCCCAAUUAGGCCACUUGUGGUGAUGGUGACAUACACUAAAAUAGAUAAUGGACCCCUUUUUGGAACUUGAUACUUCCCUUACUGGAAUGUAAUCCCUUCUUCCAUAGCGGUGUAACCCUACUAAAUUUGAUGAAUACCAUCUGUAGUUUUUCCUAUUAAAUGCUGUUAUAAUUCUUGGUUUAUAUAGGCCUUGUCUUCAUUUUCUAUUUUUCUCUAACCCUUUUAGACAUGCUGACCAGAAGAAGACAUUGUGGUGUUGGAAAACCCAACCCCCUUGAGGUAGCAGCACAAUACACAGAGAAAGAAAAGGACCCUCCUCACUUCAUUGUCAAGCUGUUUGAGAACAAAGGAAGAGGGAUAGUGGCACAAAGAGACAUCUCAAAAGGGGAGUUUUUGUUGGAGUACCCAGGCCAACUUAUAUCUGCCCAAGAAGGCAACCAACGUGAGGAGGAGGAAUCAUCUGGUUUUCGUUUUUUUUUUAAGCAUCAAGGACAAAGCUACUGUCUUGAUGCAACUGAUGAGUGUGCUUUUGGGGAUAGACUCGGCCGCCUCGUGAAUCAUGGACAAGGGAGGGAGGAGAACGCCCGAAUGAAGAUACUAGAUAUGAAGUCACAUCCACACAUGUGGAUAAUUGCUACAAAGAACAUAUCUAAAGGGACCGAAGUUCUGUACAAUUAUGGAGUUCGAGAACUGCCGUGGAAGAAAAAGCAUUUCAGAGGACAAGUUCAAAGGGAAGAAGAAGAAGGAGAGACACAAGUCCACCAACAGGAAAGAGGGACUCUAGGACAACAACAAGAAGGAGAGAUGCAGGUUCACCAGCAAGAAGGACAGACACAAGGACAUGAACAAGAAAGAGGGACUCUAGGGCACCAACAAGGAGAAGACAUACAUCCACCAACAAGGAGAGACAGAGGACCACCAACAAGAAGAGACAGAGGACCACCAACAAGAACGAGGAACACAAAUCCACCAACAAGGAGGAGAUACACAUGUCCACCAACAAGAAGGAGAGACAGAGGGCCACCUACAUGAAAGAGAGACUCUAGGACACCAACAAGAAGGAGAGAU